Linderina pennispora is the source of this 924-nucleotide messenger RNA. RefSeq names its product GTP cyclohydrolase I. The transcript is spliced from 4 exons. Gene Ontology annotation, molecular function: GTP binding; zinc ion binding; GTP cyclohydrolase I activity. The record is from RefSeq and is a predicted model, not a curated record. Gene Ontology annotation, biological process: tetrahydrobiopterin biosynthetic process; tetrahydrofolate biosynthetic process. Lineage: Eukaryota; Fungi; Kickxellomycota; Kickxellomycetes; Kickxellales; Kickxellaceae. Gene Ontology annotation, cellular component: cytoplasm. Bases 1 to 924 code for a protein of 307 amino acids.
AUGUCGGGGGCCGCGACAGUCGCCGAAUCACCUGCGUCUACCCGCCCACAAACCCCUGCGCUGUUCCAUCCGUCGGACACACCUCCAGCCUCGAGCACCCAGAAGAGCCACCCGAUCGACUUCAACGGCUUCAGCUGGCCCAGCAUUGGCACUGAGGAGCGCCGCACCGAAUCGCCAGAGGAGAAGGAGGCGCGGCUGAAGAAGAUGUCGGAUGCCGUGCGCACGCUGCUCGAGUGCAUUGGCGAAGAUCCGGAUCGCGAGGGCCUGCUCAAGACCCCUGAGCGGUACGCCAAGGCGCUUAUGUUCUUCACCAAGGGGUACGAGGAGUCGAUGAACGACGUGGUCAACGACGCACUGUUUGAUGAAGAUCACGAGGAAAUGGUUAUCGUGCGCGACAUCGACAUCUUUUCGCUCUGCGAGCACCACCUGGUUCCGUUCUGCGGCAAGGUGUCAAUUGGAUACAUCCCGAACCGCCGCGUGCUGGGGCUUAGCAAGCUGGCCAGGAUAGCCGAGAUGUUCAGCCGCCGUCUGCAGGUCCAGGAGCGCCUGACAAAGCAGAUUGCAGUUGCGCUCAGCGAGAUCCUGCAGCCGCAGGGCGUCGCUGUUGUCAUGGAGGCUAGUCACCAAUGCAUGGUGAUGCGCGGUGUGCAAAAGCCAGGCAGCAAGACCAUCACGAGCUUUAUGCUCGGCCGGUUCCGCUCGGACCCCAAGACCAGAGAAGGAGUUUUUGUCUCUGGUCAGGUAGAUGAGCAGGAUUCCUCUGCAGCAGAGGGGAUUCUCUCCCCUCUUUUCUUCGGCUGUGGGCUUCCACUGCAUACUGCCACCAGGCUUCUAACCAGUCCCUUGCGUAAAGGAAAGGAGGGGCUACUACCGAGUCCCUUCGCCGCUAGCCCAGUAUUUUAUGUUACCAGCAAUAUCCAUUGA